UUGUUUUUUCAUUAAAAGUGAUAAAUUAAAAAAUUAUUUAGUGUAUAUUAUUUGUUUUUUUACGUUAUAAAAUUACAUUUUGAUUAAAAAAUGGUGAAAACUUGUUCAGUGCUUAGUUGUGAAAGUGGGAGAAAAAAUGCGCGUAAAAAAAAUAAUGAUUGCAAUCUGCGUCAGAUUUCUUUAUUCAAAAUUCCAAAGGAUCCUGAAAAAUUAAGGAAAUGGAGCUCAGGGUUAAAUCAAGACUUAACUGCCAAUAAGUUUAUUUGUGAAUUACAUUUUUCAAAUGAUGAUAUUAUUAAAAGAGAUACCGUAGAAUUAUUUAAUAGUGAUAUUUUUGUAUCUGACCGAAAAAAGUAUACAUUAAAACCAAAUGCAAUUCCAACAAUAAUUAAAAAUAAUACGUCUUUAGAACGCAGUGAUUUACCGUCGAAUCCUAAUAAUAAUGUUUCAACGCUUGAAAAUUCACCUCCAAGGACUUCUAAAGAUGAAACUCUUGUUGGUUCUCUAGAUUUUCAUGUAGAAGUGAGUCACCAAGAUACUUCCGCCAGUACUCCUAAUCUUAAUUACGAGCUUCCACCCGAUUCUCUAAGUGAAAAUUUAAGUACAGAAGAUACUUUAAUAAAAUUAACUAUUAUGGAAUUAAUCGAAAUUUUAAGAACUAAAAUGUUACCUGAAAAAUGGAGCUGGGCCAGUGACGUAAAGGAUUGUCAUAAAGUUUAUUUAUUUUAUGCAGAUCCUAAAUCUCUUUCGUUAAAAUUUCACGUUAAAAUUGAUGAGGAGUUUAAUAUUACGUUAACAAACAUAAAAACCAAUAAAUCAACUGGGAUAUCAUUUGAUCUGUUGAUAGUUGAAGAUUUUUGGGACUUAUUGAAACAGUUACAAAGCAGUGUUUUUUGUGAUGGUACAGGAUUUGAUUCUGAAAGAUGUUCUUUAAGCUGUGUAAAUAUAUUAACUGAUGAGAAGCAUCAACACUAUCAAGGUAUUAUUCGAUGCCAGUCUUGUCGUGUUUUGAGACGCCAACUACAAAAUCGUCAAAAUAAAUCUACUAAGGACUUGAAAUUGCAAUGUAAUAAUUUGAAACAGCAAUUGAAAUUGCAGAAGCGAAAAUCCGCACGCCUGCAGCGAAAGAACAUAGAGUUAUCUCAAUUGAUAGAUGAGCAAAAGUUGAAAUGCGCUGCUGUUGAAACUGAAGUAAUUGAAAAAGCGAUAGCUGAUUUACCUGAAGUUCAACAAAAAGCAGUACGAGCUUGUUUUGAUUGUGCUAAAUUAAAAAACUCCAAGCUAAGAAGAUAUGAUGUCGAAUGGGUGUAUGAAUGUCUACUAAUGCGAAUCAAAAACUCCGCGUUGUAUGAUCGUCUGAGAGAAAGACAAAUUUUACCGCUUCCAUGUACAUUUCUUAUUGAUGAAGUAGCCUUGAGUGAAGGGGUGAAAUUAAAUUCGCGAACGAUGAAAUUUGAUGGUUUUGUCGACUUAGGAGAUCAUACACCACAAAAGUACUUAAAUACAAGAGCUGACCAUGCUCUUGUAUUCAUGUUUCAGCCGUUUCAAGGCGACUGGGUACAAGUCGUUGGAAGCUCUUUAAGUAAGAAUUCUGUUACCAGUGAUAUUUUACAUAAGCUAAUAACAGAAUGCAUACUGCUGCUUGAAAAAGCUGGUCUUCAAGUUGACUGUGUGACUACUGAUGCUGCACAAUGGAAUAGAGGUGCCUGGAAAAUAUUUGGAAUAGAUGACCAAAAAUUCAGUUGUGAGCAUCCUUACGAUGCUAAUAGAAGGUUAUGGUUUGCAUCCGACUUCUGCCAUUUGUUGAAAAAUUUUAGAAAUGGAAUAAUUAAACUUCCGUGUUUUUGGACUCCUGAUGGUAUUGUUAAAAUGCUCCAUUGGGAAGUACUCCUGAAGCUUGAAGCGUAUGGAAAAAUGAAUAUGAAAAUAGGUUUCAAAUUAUCUCCAAGUCAUUUGAAACCGGAGGGAUUUCAAAAAAUGAAUGUGUUACUUGCAACGCAGUUAUUUUCGCGUCAGUUAAGAGUAGCAAUGUCGAUUUACAAAAAUGAUAAUUAUGAACUCCACGAUUGUGAACCAACUAUUGCUUUCAUGGCGAAAGUGGAUAAUUUAAUAAAAGCAAUGAGCUCUCGAACACCUGAAAAUGGUUUACGGCAAAAUGCUGAUUGUCCGAUGAGAAAGCGGAAAGUUAAAAAUCACUAAACUGCAAAAAAUUAAGUGCCAUUAUUGAUUUCGACCAGUAUCUUCGUGAUUGGGAAAAGAAAGCUAAUGAAGAGAAACUUAAAAAGAAACGUAACAAGAAAAAGUCUAACGUGGAGAAUACUGAAGAUUUCGUAGAAGAAUUUGAUUUUCCUAUCACAACUAGUACGUUAACUGGCUUUAAAAUUACGUUAGGAACCACUCUAGAAUUAUCAAAGUUCUUGUAUGAUAAGUGUAAUUUUAAUUAUCUCAUGACAUCACGUUUAAAUCAAGAUGCUUUGGAGAAAUUCUUUGGUAUCAUGAGGUCAGCUUGCGGAUGUAAUGACCACCCGGACCCAAUUCUUUUUGGUCAAGUCUUCACACUUCUCUGUAGUUAUUCUCUAGCUACACCCCCAAGAGGCUCUAACGUAACUGGUGGUGAAUUACUAUCCUCAUUAAUGCAAACAAAAGAAUCAUUAGCUGCAUCUAACUCUAAUAAACAAAUUUGGCUCCAAAAAAUUGAUUCAAUUGUCGAAAAUGGUAUUGCCACUGUACAUCGAAGUUCCAACUACGAAAAAUCUGAUACUGGAUAUUUACCUUUCGAGCACUGGGUCGAUGAUUCAACUAGCGAUAGUGAUGACAGUAUUAAAACUUCAGACAAGUGUUAUAUUGAACCGAAAACCGUAAACUCUUCAAAUAAUAAUAAUAAUAAUAAUAAUAAUAAUAAUAAUGAUUGUGAUCUUAAUAAUAAUUGUGAUCUUAAUAAUAGUAGUGAUUAUAAUAGUGAUAAUGCUGAUGAUCAUAAUAAAGGUGCCGAUAUUAUUAAUAAUACAAACACGGCUAGAUAUAUAAAUAACACAAAUGAUGAUGCCGAUGAUAUUGAUGAUGAAGAUGGUAAUAAUAAUAAUAAUAAUAAUUAUUAUUAUAAUAAUGAAAGUAGCAAUAAUUAUAAUUGUAACCAUAACGAGAGUGUUGAUGAUGAUGUAAUUUUUGAUCACGAUUACGAUAUUACACAUACUAGUAAUUAUGUCGUCGCAUAUAUCGCUGGAUUCAUGGCAAGAAAAGUAAGUCGUUUCACUAAGUGUUUAGAUUGUACGGAAAUGUUAACUUCUACAAAUCCAACCGAUCGUGAUAGAAUGAUAGAAGAAAUGAGUGAUGGAAACUUAAUUUUUCCGAGUGAAACUUUAUUUUUGUUAAUUAGACAAUUAGAAAAUCAAGUAUUAACAGUAGUAGGCACCAAAAACUUUACUGCUAAUACUAUGUUUCAAAUUUUACAAAAAAUUUCGACCAUAAAUGAUUUACCUGUUGUUGGGUGCGAAAAACAUUGUAAACAGUUUAUGAUUAAAAUAAUUAAUAAUUUCAUCGUUAUGAGAGGACAUUUUUUAACAGAUUUCUUUAAUAGAAACAUAAAUAAUCGUCAAAUAAUGACCAAACGAAUGCGUAAAUGUGCCAAAAAGUAAAAUUCUACUUCAUUUUUUGUUUUAUAGAUUUUAACUCUUAAAAAGCAUUUAUUUAUUUAUUUUAUACUUUGUAACAGCUUUACCUGCUCAAU
Molecule: messenger RNA, 3727 nt
Organism: Cotesia glomerata
Lineage: Eukaryota; Metazoa; Arthropoda; Insecta; Hymenoptera; Braconidae
Exons: 13
Coding region: 91-2199 (702 amino acids)
Molecular function (GO): sequence-specific DNA binding
Source: RefSeq, a predicted model, not a curated record